Panicum virgatum (switchgrass) is the source of this 887-nucleotide messenger RNA. RefSeq lists its product as uncharacterized. The record is from RefSeq and is a predicted model, not a curated record. Bases 211 to 840 code for a protein of 209 amino acids. Lineage: Eukaryota; Viridiplantae; Streptophyta; Magnoliopsida; Poales; Poaceae. The transcript is spliced from 2 exons.
CUGCGCAUCCGUUUUGGCGGCUCCCUUCCGCGCUGACCCCUCUCGCUCCUCCACAAGAUGUCGCGCUCCGCCCCGCCAUCAAUCGAGCCGCCCUGCUAGCAGCGCUUCCCCCGACGGCGACGACCCCUCUCGUCGCUUCCUCCCCGUCGCGAGGCCGCCGCCCCCUCUCACCGCUCCUGCCCCCUCGCGCCGCCGCCGCUCGCUAUCGCCAUGUACAGAUGGCCGCGCCCUGCUGCCGCAGACGCGCCAACGAGCCGCUCCUACCCCCUUCCGCCGGCGCCGUUCCCACGCCCUGCUACCCUCGCGUCGGAGCCGCUCCCAGGCCAUGCUGCCCUCGCGCCGGAGCUGCUCCUGCGCCCUGCCCUCCUCGCGCCGGCGCGCGAGGAGCCGGUGGUCUGGACGCCUCCAGAGGAACCCCGGUUUGCUUAUCCUCCAUUGACCUUCGGUGGCCAGAUGCGUGAGGAUCUCUCCAAUGGUGAGCAGUUCGUUCAGGACGGCUGCAAUGGUGGACAGCAUGUUGCGACUCCAAUAGAUGGAGGCAAGAACAUGUGUACGGAUCGGAAAGAAUUCACUACAGGUACCUCAAAUCAAAUUGAUCGGCUGUCCAGCAUGCAGAAGGCAGAGCGUCGGUGUCCUUCACGUACGAACGAUGGCGGGCGGCAGCGGCGGCGUCAAGCCAUAGCGACGGGUCGCGUGCAGGAAACGGAUGAGAUCAAUGGAACAAUACGACGUGGGUCUAGAUUUGAAAAUAAAGCUUAUAUUUUAGCUAGUCUCUUGGACUACCCCAUAAAAUUAGAUAGAUUUCUAUCUUUACAAAGGGGUUAUAAUCUCCAUAUUUAACUAAAAGAUACAAAAGCUCUUGGAGAUGCUCGGGGUGUUUAGUUCCC